This is a messenger RNA of Columba livia (rock pigeon), 699 nucleotides long. It is a transcript of the gene POLR2J, whose product is annotated as RNA polymerase II subunit J. Gene Ontology annotation, molecular function: DNA binding; protein dimerization activity. The coding region runs from base 102 to 455 and encodes 117 amino acids. The transcript has 4 exons. Gene Ontology annotation, cellular component: RNA polymerase II, core complex. Gene Ontology annotation, biological process: transcription by RNA polymerase II. Lineage: Eukaryota; Metazoa; Chordata; Aves; Columbiformes; Columbidae. The record is from RefSeq and is a predicted model, not a curated record.
GCGCCGAGCCCUCCCGCUCUCCAGGGGGCGCUGUCGCCGCCGGAAGCGAGCGGAAGUGACGUGCCGGGCGCCAUAGCAACGGCGGGCCGAGCGGCGGCGGGAUGAACGCGCCUCCGGCCUUCGAGUCGUUCCUGCUCUUCGAGGGCGAGAAGAAGAUCACUAUCAACAAGGACACGAAGGUGCCCAACGCCUGCCUGUUCACUAUCAACAAGGAGGACCACACGCUGGGGAACAUCAUCAAGUCGCAGUUACUGAAAGACCCCCAGGUGUUAUUUGCAGGGUACAAGGUCCCGCACCCGCUGGAACACAAAAUCAUCAUCCGUGUCCAGACCACCCCGGAUUACAGCCCCCAGGAAGCUUUCACCAACGCCAUCACCGACCUCAUCAGCGAGCUCUCCCUCCUCGAGGAGAGGUUCAGGGUUGCCAUCAAAGACAAGCAAGAAGGAAUUGAGUAAAAUCACCCCCUUUGGAGCAGACUGUACUUCUGAUGCAGAAUGAUGUGUCUGUUAGUUAAAUGCCAUAUUUAAACCUCCAUUCAUGGCAACUAUUUUCCUCCUCCUUGUCCCACUUAUGUCCAAUUUUUGACAGUAGCAAUCUUUUGAUUUUUUUUUUUCCUUGUCCCAGACAGGCACUUUGCCAGGAGAAAAUGUCUUGUUUACUUUGAUGGAUAAGUCAUUAAAAUGAUUUCUGCUUUUCUAA